UGGAGGGAGAAGAUGGGAGCGGACCGCAUGAUUCAAGAACCACCGUCGUAACGCGAAUGCCCAGAUUCGUAUCAUCUGGUUCCGUGCAGUGCACGGCGGAGAAAAUAAAAUGCACCCAACGGAGCAACGCUGAGGCCAACGUGCGAUAGGCGAGCCGUCGCGCGCACUGGCAACAAUAUGCAACUAACGGGACAAGAAUACGAGGAGGGAGAGGGAGAGAAGAGGUGGAGGAGGAGGAGGAGGAGGAGGAGGAGGAGGAGGACAGGCCAGCCCCCAGAGAGGCAACAGCAGGGCCUGGGGCGAGGCUGGACCGGCCUGGCAGCCACCGAGGGGCACGCACGAGCGAGCGCGGCCGAGAGCGCGAGGGAGCGGGAGGGUCCAGGUGAGAGCCUGCAGCGCUCGACUCUAAGGGGGCCCUGCCAGGCCCUGGAGGGUGAGGGGCUCGCACUGUCCCAGAACACAAAAGCCUGCCUCCAGGGUACCUGACCAAUCUCCUAUGGAACUGGACCCGGCUGGCCGCCGCCCGUCGCCGCCCGUCGUCGCCGCCCGCUCUGGAGUUCGAAGCUAUUUGCCUCGAGGAGUCGUCGAAAACACUGGCUUAGAUGUGUCUUGCGCUGCCCGGCGAAUAUUGCUUCGUGCUGCGGAGCAUGAGAAACUCGUGUCUGUGGCCUUCCGGCGUAUCCGCCCAUGAGCCGGUUAUGAAUACAGCUGCUGCGCAAUCGCCCUCCUGGACCAGGAUGGCCUUAAAAGCAUCGGGCCAAGAGAUCAUUAGAUCCCCUGUGUGGUCCGCGAGUACGUCUGCACACCCUGUUCCUUGACCC
Messenger RNA from Prorocentrum cordatum, 821 nucleotides. NCBI's taxonomy places the organism in Eukaryota, Dinophyceae, Prorocentrales, Prorocentraceae. The record is from the annotation of a GenBank genome assembly.